AUGUCAGGUUGGCACAGCCUUUCCGGUUAUUUGCACUUCAAACCUGGAGGAGCUUUCCAAAAACUGAAAGCCAAAAAGAGGCUUUGGUUUAUUUUUGAGGAAAGCCGUGGACAACUGUUAUGCUAUAGAAAUGAGGCUGAUUCUCAAUCUGCUACUCCCAUAGACAGCUUGGAUAUUAAAGAUGCAGCCAUAAUGCUUGACCUAGAGCAACAAAACCAGUUCAUCAUCAUGUGUAAAGGUAAAGACUAUAUAUUUCGAGCAGAGAACCAUGAGUCUAUGAUGAUUUGGUUGCUUGGGCUCCAGGCCAAACAAGAAAUAUAUUCUUGUGUUUGUUGUGCUGAGAACAAGUCAGAACUUUAUGAAACUGCAGAAACUUACAAUCGGGAGAAACUGUAUCAAAGGGGAAUAAUUCAAUGUGUUACCAACAAGGUAAAACCUUCAAUCAAGAGCAUUUCUGAAGUUCCUAACUCUGUUUCUGAAUCUGGCCAAAUAAGAACAACUUACGGGAAAAAAUUAUUACGUGUGAGAUCUCUACCACCCUUACUUGAAGGUGAAAUUGAAGCCCCAGCUCUUGUGAUGAAGUCAAAUGUCUACAAUACAAACUCUGUGGAAACCAAUUCCAAAAUUCCUUCUCAAACUUUAGGUGGAAAGGUCAGAAGCAAUUCAUUUGAUCAGGAUGAAGGUGAUGCAUAUUCAGAUGCUGGAGAUGAGAUGCCACCUGCUGUAGGUAGAGGAAGAUCAGGAAAACGUAAUUCUGUAACUGGGGAAUCAAUCAGAAUUGUUACUGCAUCUAUAAACUCAAGACACAGCUGCCUGAAGAAACCUAUAAGAGAAACCUUACAUACAAGUUUUAAGUCCGAGCCCUCUCUUCGUGAACGUGAUCUUGAAGAUGAACUCAUAGAGAGCAAAUGUGAAAUGGCUAAAGUGUUAAAUACCUUAACUGGAUACCAGGAGGCACUCAGUCGUAAAGAUUUGGUUAUUCUCAGACUGGACCAAAAGUUGGAAGAACUUGAGCUUAACGUCCACCAUAACAAUGCUGAAAGCAGGAAGCUGAAAGAAUUCCAGGAACAUGUCCGUAUUUUGCAAAACAAGAAUCGCUUUUUGAAUAAAGAAGUUAAAAGAUUAGCAGUCUCACGACGCCAAGAGCAGAUGAAAUUCACAGACCAAUAUGAAGAAACCAAACUUCUGGAAUCUGAAGUUGAAUCUUGGAAACGAGAUUAUGUUAUUCUUGUUCAAUCCAGUCUGCAUUUCCCAAACAAUGAAUGUACUGAGGAACCCAAGUUUGUCUUCUAUGGCAGUAACCAUCAUAAGGAAAAAGUAUGUGAACUUUUAGAAGAGGCCAGAAAAAUUAAUCCUGGUUUGCCAUUGUUUGAAAGCCUGAUAAACCAACAAGUCCAUGUUGACAGUUAUGGCUUCAAGCAUAUGCACACAAAUGAAGAUAUGGUAGUGCAUUACAUCUGCCAACAACUUACUCUACAUUACUCAAUGCAAUUAGAGAGUUAUGAGAAUCGCCAAUUGCAGUUCAAAUAUUUCUGUCAAGAUCUGAACAGCACAGCUGAUGAAACCUGGAAAAGCAAACGGCAGAUGAAAGUUUUGAAGGUUUUGUGCAGAAAGGGAAUACCAGAUCAAUUCAGAAAAAAGAUAUGGUGUUUCUUAAUCAACAAAAGAGUUGAAGAUUUAAUGAUGGAAAAAGGAUCUCAUUAUUUCAGCAACCUCAUCAAUAUCCAAGCUGAUUGUAAUUCUGCUGCAAAGUAUCGACGGCAGAUAUUUGUGGAUUUGUUACGAACAAUGCCAAACAAUGUGAAAUUUUCGACUGCUGGAUCAAAAGGAAUAAUGGAUCUUCGGGAUGUGCUGCUGGCCUACUGUGUACACAACCCAACAAUUGGAUAUUGCCAAGGAAUGAACUUUUUUGCAGCAAUGUGUUUGCUCUUUCUAAACACAGAGGAUACAUUUUGGGCUUUAGUGGCUAUUACAGAGUGUUAUUUCCCAGAACAUUAUUUUGAUUACAACUUGAUUGGAGCCCAAGCUGAUCAAGCUCUCUUGAAAGAUGUAUUGAAGGAAACCUUACCAAAAUUAUCUGCCCAUCUGGAAAAUAAUGAUAUUGAAUUGUCAACAAUCACUCUUACUUGGUUCAUGUCUAUUUUCUUUGAUUCUGUACCCUUCCAGGUAAGUCAUUUUAUCUAUCUAUCUAUCUAUAUAUAA
Molecule: messenger RNA, 2202 nt
Organism: Acanthosepion pharaonis
Lineage: Eukaryota; Metazoa; Mollusca; Cephalopoda; Sepiida; Sepiidae
Source: the annotation of a GenBank genome assembly